Lutra lutra (Eurasian river otter) is the source of this 3631-nucleotide messenger RNA. It is a transcript of the gene TPD52, whose product is annotated as tumor protein D52. Gene Ontology annotation, biological process: B cell differentiation. The coding region runs from base 386 to 1009 and encodes 207 amino acids. The record is from RefSeq and is a predicted model, not a curated record. Gene Ontology annotation, cellular component: cytoplasm. The transcript is spliced from 8 exons. Lineage: Eukaryota; Metazoa; Chordata; Mammalia; Carnivora; Mustelidae.
GGCGAGCGCUCCGCACGCCGCCUCCACGGUGGCUGCCACCUCCUCGCCACCCUGCUCCUCCCUCGCGGCGGCGGAGUUCCUCCCGGGGCGAGCCGGCCGGCCAAGCCUUCCCAGCCGGGCACCGCCCGCCGCGCCGACGUGGCCGAGCGCACAGGUCGGCCGGGUCAGGUGGUUGGGUGACGCCCUGGGAAGGCGCUCCCCGCCGAGGGCGGGCGGCGCCACCGCGCCCGACGCCUCCGGGGGAGGGGACUUCGCGGGAGUCGCGGGCGGAGGCGAGGAGGAGCGCGGCGCGGCGGCGGAGCGGCGGGCGGGCGAGUGUGCGAUCCGAGCGGGACCGGCAGCGGGUGGCGGAGGCGCAGAGGACGCGAGGCGGCGGGCGGGAGACAUGGACCGAGGCGAGCAAGGUCUGCUGAGAACAGACCCAGUCCCUGAGGAAGGAGAAGAUGUUGCUGCCACGAUUGGGGCCACGGAGACCCUAUCAGAGGAGGAGCAAGAAGAGCUGAGAAGAGAACUUGCAAAGGUAGAAGAAGAAAUCCAGACUCUGUCUCAAGUGUUAGCAGCAAAAGAGAAGCAUCUAGCAGAGCUCAAACGGAAACUUGGGAUCAACUCACUGCAGGAACUAAAACAGAACAUUGCCAAAGGCUGGCAGGAUGUGACAGCAACAUCUGCAUACAAAAAGACAUCCGAAACCUUAUCUCAGGCUGGACAGAAGGCAUCAGCUGCUUUCUCAUCUGUUGGAUCCGUCAUCACCAAAAAGCUGGAAGAUGUAAAAUUGCAAGCCUUUUCACAUUCCUUUAGUAUCCGCUCCAUUCAACAUUCAAUUAGCAUGCCUGCUAUGAGAAACUCCCCAACUUUCAAAUCAUUUGAAGAAAAGGUUGAAAACUUAAAGUCUAAAGUAGGGGGAACCAAGCCAGCUGGCGGGGAUUUUGGAGAAGUCUUGAAUUCAACGGCAAAUGCCAGUGCCGGCGCCCCAGAGCCUCUUCCAGAACAGACGCAGGCGAACCCGUGAGGCCCUCACCUUUGUUCGGCUACCCACUGCCAGAUGCUGCAAGCAAGAUCCAAGCACGUCUUGUCAACAGUCGUCGCCGUGAAUUUCCACCAGAUGUGCUUUCACUUAGCUUUAUAUACUCAUUUGACCAAAUAGUUUGUGGGUUGAACAGAAUAAAACUAUCUUCACCUCUGAUUCCUGGGAAAUACCCUCUAAUGUGCAUUUAAGGGCCCUGAUUUAGGAAACACUAUUAUAAAACAACAACAACAACAACACAUGUAAUCCCUGGGGAUCCUCAUUAGAAUGAUCUAAGAAGCUUCAGGUUAUCAUACUUGCUUUCCUCCUUUACAAAAUUGCUGUGGAUCUGAGAUGCCACUUUGAUCUUUGUCUUCAAUACGAUUUUCUUGUCUCCUUCUUGAACCUCUGGGUAUUUGAUUGCUAACUAAAAUGUUCUUUAAAAUUUCCUGAAUCCUGGUUAUUACAAGUUUUGGCAUAAUUUUCUUUAGCUCCGAGGGAAGAACGACCAGCUACAGAAAAUGUUUCUUGAAUAAACAUUGUUCUGGUAGAAGGUAAUCUUGUAUCUUGUGUGUCUGAAGACAGCAGACUAAGUAUAAAUAAAUUAGCUUGACUUCCAGUUUGUUACAGUUUGGUAAGUGACGGUUCAGAGUCCUAGGUGACUUGAGAGUGGAACCCUCACAUUCUUGUCACCGUUUGUGAUAAUAACCCGUUCAGUGUAUUUGUUAUUAUGCCACUUUUCUCGACUUACUUGUCGUGAGACUAAAUUUCUAGUUUCAGAGUAGGUUGCAAAAUAACAUUUUGAUUCAGGUGUCUCCUAAUUACCAGUAGGUUGGAAUAGGAACACUCAUCACCUGUUCCAUUCAAAAGCCUGAACAUUGUUUAGAUCUCUGUAGCUGUAAAAAUGCUAAAAUCAAUCACGUUAGGGGGAACGUUGCUGUCUUCAUUUAAUUCAUUUAGCACCAUUUAAAAAUGAGCACACAAAGUUGUAUGACUAAUAUAACUUGAAAAGAUUUUAUACUAAGGGGUUGGUGGUAACUCCUGAGGAUUUAAUGCAUAAGUGAUACUGUAGACAUUGCCUCUCUACUUUGAAAAAAAUGGCAGGGCUGAAUGAACCAAAGCCUCUAGAAGUAUCUGCAUGGAGGCCAAGGUACUCUCUUCUAAUUAUUUACUUAUUUGUCACCAUGACCUUUCAUUAUUCUGUGUAUGGUUAUGGCCUAUAAUGUUGUAUUUGUUAUUUAUCAAGCUGUAAUUGUUUUAGUAUUGUUUAUGCCAAAUGUUAAUUGCCAAGCUUGGAGUGACCUGAGGCAUUUUUUUUUUUUAAGCAUGACUAUAUUUACUUCAGGAUAAAUUAUCUUAUGAAAACCAAAUUUGAAAAGCCACAAGUGUUGGUUGUUAUGAGUAACACGCUGCCAUUCUUGAUUGCUAGAGUUUUUGUUGUAGCAUUUUAGAUGCAACUGAAAAUAUGCUCUAUUAAAUGUGAAAAGCCUAAUAAAUUCUGUAUAUGAGUCUUAUAGGUCUCAAUAUUUAUUGUGAGACCAGUGAUCUGGAAACAGCUUGUAUUAAAUAAUCAACUGGUGUCUAUGCAAAAAAAAAAAAAAAAACAACAAACAUAACUUUUUUUUUUUAACUAUCUGCUUUAUGCAUAAUGGUGUCAGACUAACAUAUAUAUUAUUUCCUUGAAGAGGCUUUAAGGCAGUUGCCCAGUUGUUGAAGUGCUGUCCUGGAGGACUGGACCUGUAAAAAUUUGUCUUUUUAUAGAAAUACUGUGGUUACUCAUCAUAACUGUUAAAUUAUUUUUUUUUUCCAACCAGUCUUUCAUUUUUCUUUUCUUUUUUUUUUUUUUAAAUCACAACAUCCUCUUUUCAUCACAUUGUUUUUUGGGUGUCCUGCCCUGUUACUAUCUUUCAACUUUAGCUGAGUGGAAUAUAUUUAGAUCUCUGCUUUAUAAUGAGAAAUGAUAGACUAAGGAAUGGAAAAUGGGAUGGUAGUAUGUGGGUACUUGGUGAUGGUCAUGAAAGAAAUUGGGAGAAUGGCUUUUCCAGACAUCUACCUUUACUUAAUUUCAAAUGAUUUAAUCUUUUGCAAAGUACUCUGCAUCUUAAAAGUAGUAGUAAAAAGUAGUGAGAGGUUGAAUUUAGACAAACAUAUGGAGGUAGAAAUAUUAUUCAGAAUAGUCAUUGUGGAAGAUUCAAUAUUACGAAUUCACAGAUAUUUAAGAAAUUUGGAACACAGUAAUUAUUAAAAAUACCAGAGAGGUCCUGGUCACGCUAUUGAAUUUUGUGUUUGACACUGAAAGAAAACAGUAACUUGAGAGUGAAAUCUCAGAUGUUUAAGUGAACAAGAAGUGUGAAAGAAGGAAAUCCCUGAAAUUAACCCCUUUUUACAAAGGAUUGUCUUCAAUUUAUGGAGUUUGUGGAAAAUAAAGCAAGAGUUCUCAUGCUUAUGAGGCCAAAGUAAUCAAUGGAAGAGAGAAUUCACUGAAUUAUUCUUUUAGUAACUCAAACUACUGAAAUAGAGAAGGAAAAAAUUUGGAAUCACUGUUUCUGGAUUUGUUUGUCAUGAAAUGCACACUGUAUUUUUUUUUUUGUAUAGUAUUUGAAAACAAUAAAAGUUCUGUAAUUUGGG